GAGAACUAAAGAAAUUAGCUGUUUAAAAAAAAUCUUUGUGGUUUAUUUAGAAUGCACACAUUCCAAGAAGAUAAAGCAUUGUGUCCACCCAUCAAUUUUGUCAAAUAUAUUCUCCUCCUUUUAUCAUCUUCAACCUUAGAAACCUCAAUUCCAAAAUCAGAAUUUCCACUUUUGACUUUUGAUCAUCGAAUAAGGCUGCAAUCAUACAUCAAAUCUCUCUCACGCUGAUUCUCUACAGUUCCGGUUAACUUGCUAAAAGAAAGAUCAUGUCUUCCUUUGCUACAGCUGAAGUUUGUGAUGCACACGCGUCCCACCUAGCAAACGGUGAUCUCCGGGCCCUGGCGCCUGUAUUCAAGACUUACGGCCAAUGCCGGGCUUUCUCAGGGCCGGUAUGCACGCUCAAGGUGUUCGAAGAUAACGUGUUGGUUAGGGACCAUCUUGAGACCAAAGGGGAAGGAAGGGUUCUAGUGAUUGAUGGAGGAGGGAGCAUGAGAUGUGCACUUGUGGGUGGCAAUCUUGGUCAAUUGGCUCAAAACAAUGGGUGGGCUGGGAUUGUGGUUAACGGUUGCAUCCGCGACGUGGAUGAGAUCAAUGGGUGUGAUAUAGGGGUGCGAGCAUUGGCGUCGCACCCUCAGAAGUCGAAUAAGAGAGGCGUUGGUGAAAAGUAUGUGCCGGUUCAUAUUGGUGGAACCUUGAUCCAUGAUGGGGAAUGGUUGUAUGCGGAUAGCGAUGGGAUCCUUGUGUCGAAAAACGAGUUGUCUUUAUGAAAUAGUUAGCCAUUCAUAAUAUAUAAAUUGGCAAGUGUUUAGUAAUUUGUUUUUUGUACUUUUAAUAAAAGUUUUAAUAAGAUAGCAAUGAACCUCUAAUGAGUAUUUCAAUAAUUUAUAAAUUAGGGAAUUCCA
This is a messenger RNA of Helianthus annuus (common sunflower), 902 nucleotides long. Its product is annotated as putative 4-hydroxy-4-methyl-2-oxoglutarate aldolase 3. Gene Ontology annotation, molecular function: ribonuclease inhibitor activity. The coding region runs from base 267 to 767 and encodes 166 amino acids. NCBI's taxonomy places the organism in Eukaryota, Viridiplantae, Streptophyta, Magnoliopsida, Asterales, Asteraceae. The transcript has 2 exons. Gene Ontology annotation, biological process: regulation of RNA metabolic process. The record is from RefSeq and is a predicted model, not a curated record.